Molecule: messenger RNA, 2771 nt
Organism: Gymnodraco acuticeps
Lineage: Eukaryota; Metazoa; Chordata; Actinopteri; Perciformes; Bathydraconidae
Gene: oma1
Product: OMA1 zinc metallopeptidase
Exons: 8
Coding region: 1-1566 (521 amino acids)
Biological process (GO): mitochondrial protein processing; protein quality control for misfolded or incompletely synthesized proteins
Cellular component (GO): mitochondrial inner membrane
Molecular function (GO): metalloendopeptidase activity
Source: RefSeq, a predicted model, not a curated record
AUGGUUUUACUUUAUGUUAAUAUCUUAAGGAGCAGUCGUUUCUGUUCUCUGUCUGCACAUCUGACAAGAAACUACAAACAAGCUGGACUUCAUGUGAAGAAGGCACCCUUCUCUUCUCAGAUCAGCUGUUAUAGAACAACAAACUCUGUUCACCUCAGAUCCCCUCAGACAGCACCGCAUCUCUUACUCUGUAGCAAUGGGAGGAGAGCGUGUUUCCAGAUUACUCCCAGCCCCACCUCACCCCUGCUCUCAGGACCCCACUUCCACACCUCUGCCCCUGUGAGGGCCCUGCCUGCUCCUCUGCUGUGGCUGCUGCUCAAACCUCUACAGAAGAUCGCAGCUGUAAUCCUGGGCAGGAGUAUCAGGAAGUGGUGGGUGGCUCUACCACCAAACCGCCGGCAGCUCAUGCGCGAAUGGGUUCGUCAUCGCCGCUGGCAUCUGAUAUCUGGAGCAGGCGUUGCUAUGGUGAUUUUAGCCCUCCUUCUCCUUACCCACCUGAACGAGUCCCCGGUGACGGGUCGGACCCGCCUCCUGGUGUUCAGCCGAGAGAAAUACAUGGAGCUGGCAGCUCUGACUUCAGAGGCGUACAUGGAGGAGUUUGCAGAGCUGUUGGUUCCUGUCACUGACCCCCGUCACCAGGUGGUGGAGCGGCUGGUGCAGCAUCUGGCAGAAAGAAACAAGGACAUCCCUGAAGUGUCUGAUGUCUCCUGGAGUGUCCAUGUGGUGCAGAGUCCUAACGUCAACGCCUUCGUCCUCCCGGACGGGAAAGUGUUCAUGUUUACGGGGAUGCUGGAGACUGUGGCUGACGUUCACCAGCUCACCGUUGUCCUGGGACAUGAGAUGGCUCAUGCUGUUUUGGGGCACUCUGCAGAACAGGCCAGUCUGUCUCAUGUCGUGGACCUGCUGUCUUUUAUACUGCUGACAGCCAUCUGGGCCGUGUGUCCUCGAGACAGCCUGGCUGUGCUGGGACACUGGGUACAGGAGAAGCUCUCCCAGUUGAUGUUCAGCCGUCCCUACAGUAGGAAACUGGAGGCUGAGGCCGAUCAAGUCGGAUUACAGUUGGCUGCGAAGGCGUGUGCAGAUGUGCGAGCAGGACCCGUAUUCUGGCAGCAAAUGGAAAUCAGGGACCAGCUGACAGGAGAGACCACCGUGCCCGAGUGGAUGUCCACACACCCCUCUCACAGGAACAGAGUCACUCAGCUGGACCGCCUCGUACCACAGGCUCUGGAGCUGAGGGAGAGCUGCGUCUGCCCUGCUCUACCUGCUAUAGACCCUCGCGUCGUCUUCACCAAAAGUGUCCGUGUGAUGCUGGAGGCCGCUAAGAACCAGGGGAGAGGAGGGCCAGAAGGGGCACGCAAGCCCCCCCUGCCCCGCAGCCCAGCCUCACUCCUCACUGGACUGCCUGCUGCUCUACUUGCCCAAAAUGACCUCUAUCCUUCCCCAAAUUUAGAUCGAGAAAUGAAAGGCCAAGUCUCAUUCAUAGCAUCAGAGUCAGCGGUAACAGCCUCUGUCCCCGCUCCUUCUGAGGGAGAAGGAUCCCAGUCUAUGGGGCAGAGCACCAGCUGACAGGGGUGUUAAAUAGUCCCACAAUUGUAGUUGUCAAAGACUUUUUGAAUGUGUGAAUGAGUGAGUGAUUGGUUGGUUUGUAUAUUGGUGAGCUAGCAUAAUCAUCUUAAUAAUGGUCUAUUCAAUUUCAUUGACCUUGUUUUCAUAAGUGUUAAACGGGGUAAAGCUUCCACCUUUGAUCAGGGGAACCCAAGGUUUGUCUUUUUCUCGGCACUAAAGACUCCUAUAUUUUGCUAGAACUAUGGAGGCUGGACGUGGGUUUGGAUCUGGGUAAAGAAGUAGCUUUGGAGAAGAAAUGGUGGAAAAACCCGUAAAAUAUAAAACAUUAUAUUAAAAGAGUUCAAGCCCCCUCCGAACUCUAUUGCAACACCCUGCUGACUGUGCUUUAAAGCAUUGUAUUCAUAACUAGUGACUACAAAGAGGCCACAUUAAUUAGAUGACCUCUCAAUGCAGAAUGAAUCUUAGUAAAGCUCCCAUACAUUGCCAGAUUAAUAUGUGCAUUAUUCAUUGACACAUGGCAACAGAUGAGAGUAAGCACUUUGUGUGCAUGUCGGAGGCUCCGUCCAUGGCAGGCAGAGGACAUCUACAUUCUAAUUAUGACUGCUGCAUUAUCAUGCCACACACACACACACGGCACUUUAUGUAUUCUCUACCCUGAGGGACUUAAUGGUGUAAAUGUAUGCCGUGUUGUUUGCAGGUUUUAAAACAUAGCCUUUUGCACAGGAAUGCCAAUAUCUAGCGUCAAGCUUUGUGAAAUCUUUCAUGGGAUUUUGUAAAUUCCUAUUUAACAAGUCAGGUUGACUGAGAAAACAUCCUUAUUUACAACAACAGCCUGCGGGAGCAGUUGCACAAUGAAGAGGGGAGAACAGUAAUGGUUCAUAUCUCUGUACAGGAACAAAGUAGCACACUGUGUUAAACUGUGAAAUCAAAAGUACUGCUGUGUUUUCAUAUGGGAUAUGUUGUAAUAUUUGUGCCAUGCAUUUUAGGUUUAGGGUCUGUAUCAGCUUACAAACCAAAAGGGAGCACUUCAGUUGUGUGCUGUGGAAGCUUUGUCUAACUGCAUCAGGGUUGGUCGAUAAUAAAGGCUGUGUCUAUAUUAGAAUAAGUGGUCAGUGAUAGGGUUUACACAAAAAUGUGAAAUGAAAUGCCACAGGGACGUGCUCUGUUUGCAAGUGGCAGACAAACAAUAAAAACUUGAAAAAAUG